Botrytis fragariae is the source of this 2094-nucleotide messenger RNA. RefSeq names its product putative camk protein kinase protein. Gene Ontology annotation, biological process: protein phosphorylation; intracellular signal transduction. Bases 1 to 2094 code for a protein of 697 amino acids. The record is from RefSeq and is a predicted model, not a curated record. The transcript has 3 exons. Lineage: Eukaryota; Fungi; Ascomycota; Leotiomycetes; Helotiales; Sclerotiniaceae. Gene Ontology annotation, cellular component: cell cortex. Gene Ontology annotation, molecular function: ATP binding; protein serine/threonine kinase activity.
AUGUCGAAUUCGGAACAAAGAAUGCUCGAGAGCCGAAUACAAAAUGGAAGUCUCGAAGCUGUGUCAGGUCUAAUGUCCGACCAAGCUGGGCAUAGUACCACCACUUUUAUGAACGAUGUAAAAGCAACACAAAACUCAAACAUUUCCUUACCUUUAUCUCUUCAAUCAAAUCCAAUCCCAGCUUUCACUGCCAUUUUCAAAUCGAAUACCAUAGCACCUUCGCCCCCUCACAGCAGAUCCACUUCAACAAACGAAGCAUACACCCCACUCGCGCUUGACACCACUUCUCGUCUUCACCCAAAUAUAGAUUCGUCAUAUAGUCCAACUCCGAGUCCUCUAAGCGCGGGUCUGCGAAUACAAACCGAUAUCGUUCCAGGUUAUACAAUAACAUCUGCCAGCACGGGAACCGGAAUAAGUGAGCGCGAAUCUUCCGAUACUAUACGAAUUCCAUGUGACCCUCUACCCUCACCACUCAUGUCGGGUGAUUCACCUGGACCAUGGAAACGAUUAAACUCGAGACGAACAUCCCGCGAGCAAAUGCUACCAAUACAUUCGGAUUCGGCUCUGAUCACAUCAAAUGGUGAAUCGGUUUCCUCUGCGAUGGCAAAUCAACAAAAGAGAAGGGCAUACCAUGGAUUAAUAACAAAUGCUGGCGAAUCUGGGUUGACAGAUGCUCAAACAAAUCGAAAAAAGAACGCCGAAGGACAUACUAGGAAUAGAAGUAUGAGCGAAUAUGUACCGGAAGCUUCUCAAGUGCCCAAAACUCGAAAUAUCACUGUAUCGGGUUCACAUGCUCCAAUCAUGGAUGGAGCGGUAGAUGGUCCACAAUCAGACAUGCAUAUGCGGAGAGAACCACAUUUAGCAGUUCAACGAGGAUUGGCUCCCAUCCCAAGACCACCAACCCCACCAUCGAGUCGAACAGGAGGGGAAAGCAGUGAUAGUGAUUCAUCAUUGUCCACUAACAACAUUCCUAGAGCGCUUCGAAAAUCGAGAUAUGAAUACUUUGAUGCGUAUACUAGGAAUGAUUCUAAACGACGAAGAUGGAGAGGUAUAAAAGUUUUGGGCCAAGGCACUUUCAGCAAAGUGAUUUUAGCCACCAGUCAAGUCCAAGACGAUGAAGGUCGCAUAGAUGAAGAUAAUGUGUUCGGAAUUGAAUCGAUUGUUACACCUAUUGAGACAAAAGUCGACCGAAAAAAAUUGGUAGCGAUUAAGAUUUGUGAACAUGGUCCGAAGGGAGGGGCAUCUGAAGAAAGAGUAGAAAUGUCACUAAAACGUGAAUUGGAAAUCAUGAAAUCGAUACAUCAUCCUUCAUUGGUUCACCUCAAAGCUUGGAGCAUAGAAGAGACAAGAGCUAUUCUAGUUUUGAGUUAUUGUCCCGGUGGAGAUUUAUUUGAAGUGGCCAGUCAGCAUCGAGAUAUUCUCGUCCCAUCGUUACUUAGACGGAUGUUUGCAGAGCUGAUUGGUGCUGUUCAAUAUUUACACGAUAGGCGUAUUGUUCACCGGGAUAUCAAAUUAGAAAAUGUCUUGGUCAACCUUCCUCAACAUGAACUUGCAAAACCUCAAGACUGGACUAAAUACCCUUACUCCAUCAUCACCCUCACCGAUCUUGGUCUCUCUCGCCGUGUAGCUGAUGAUGAAAAACUUACUACCCGUUGUGGAUCAGAUGAUUAUGCUGCCCCGGAAGUUAUCAUGGGUCAACCAUAUGAUGGACGCGCUACUGAUGCUUGGUCUCUUGGUGUCUUACUUUAUGCAUUGCUGGAAAGUAGAUUACCAUUCGAUCCUAAUCCAGGAAUGCCAGAAGGACACAAACAGCGCAGUCGAACAAGUCAUCGAAUUGCACGAGUUGAAUGGAGAUGGAUUGAAUAUUUCGGUGAAGAAGGAGAUCAUGAGAGUGAUCCGGAUAAAUUCAAGGAAAAGGGAUUGUUAGGUGCAAUGGAGAUUACAGAGGGAUUGUUGAAGAGAGCAAGGAGUAGAUGGACAUUGGAAAAAGUUCAGGAAAAUGAGUGGGUCAAAGGUGGUGUUGAUGUGGAGGGUGGUGUCAAAUGGAGAGAAGAGGUGAUUCCUGAGGAAGUCAGAGGCGGUGGGGAAUUUUAG